Rosa rugosa (rugosa rose) is the source of this 1244-nucleotide messenger RNA. Its product is annotated as double-stranded RNA-binding protein 3-like. The record is from RefSeq and is a predicted model, not a curated record. NCBI's taxonomy places the organism in Eukaryota, Viridiplantae, Streptophyta, Magnoliopsida, Rosales, Rosaceae. The coding region runs from base 217 to 861 and encodes 214 amino acids. The transcript is spliced from 2 exons. Gene Ontology annotation, molecular function: double-stranded RNA binding.
UCGUGUGGUUUGCUUUUAGUUAUUGUUUUUUUAUGGUUGUGAGCUAAUUUGAUGUUUUGGAUUCGUGGUGUCAAUUGGGUCUUUGUGAUUAUUAUCUUUCAUCUUGGUAUUAAUUUUAUCUGCCUUAAAUGUGGAUUCGGAUGUUGUUAAUGGAGAGCAGCCUCUUCUUAUUCUUUCUGAGCUUAUGUAGUUCUUUGUGUAGUUUGAGAUUGAAUCAUGGGUCUGACAUCUGAGAGAGACAUGUCUAAGAACCGAUUGCAAGAGGAGGCUCAGAAAAGUCGUUUAAAAUUUCCCUCGUAUUUACACACCCGGGAAGGACCGGAUCAUGCCCCAGAAUUCAAAGCAACCGUCAAAUUCAAUGGAAAAAUUUACAAAAGUCCUACCUUUUACCCUACUCUUAGACAGGCAGAGAAUGCUGCAGCAGAAGUAGCAUUGAACAAAGGUACAAAAGGAGGGCAUAAGGCCGCAGUACUGGUGAGUAGCAAAAACCGUAGUGCAUACAUGUUUAAGAACCGAUUGCAAGAGAAGGCUCAGAAAAGUCGUUUAAAAUUUCCCUCCUAUUCACACACCCGGAAAGGACCGGAUCAUGCCCCACGAUUCAAAGCAACCGUCAACUUCGAUGGAAAAACUUUUGAAAGUCCAACCUUUUACCCUACUCUUAGAGAGGCAGAGAAUGCUGCAGCAGAAGUAGCAUUGAACACAGUUGAAAAAGGAGGGCAUCACCUAGCAUUGGCCGCAGUACUGGUGAGUAAAACAAAAACCGUAGUCUUUCUAACUUUGGAGGUCAUGUUUUGUUGUGGGUUUUGGUGGGCUGUGUUCAAUGUUAUCAUUUUGGGCCGUGGUCCAUAUAGAGGGUUCUAGAUAGUUUCCACACCCAUUUGCUAUUGCUGUAAGAGAUCAUGAAGAAUAUUGAAAUUUACAUUUGUUUAAUUCCUCUUUGUUUUCCUUUCCUUCCUUUUACAACCGAUGUUGUUUCACGGCUACGACCCUCGGGAUCGUAACAACUGGUAUCCGAGCCCACAACUGGACCUUUCUCCGGUGGGUUACGGCAGUGGGAUCUCCGGCGGCGGGUAUUACAGCGCUCCUUAUCAUCCUUACGGUAGCUCUACCUGUGAGUUUACCCAAUUUUCAUCGCAACCAAACCCUUACCCACCAUUGCAACUCAACCCUUCCGCAACCAUCAUCAAUGGCCACCUGUUCCCUCAUCAAUUUCCAUGUGUUGCUCAACAGCCACUCACCACCAC